UUUAUAGCAAAAUGUACAACCAUGUUCAAUUCAAACUUUGAUAGUCUUUCCCCUUUCCAAACGGAGCAAAACCCUCAUAAUUUUAGCUCACUCUCUCUGAAACCAGAGAGAAAUGGUGGAUGCUUCAAGGCAACGGAACGGCGACGGAGACCAUAGGUCUGGCAAUCUGAAGAGAAAAGGCUGCAAUUUCAUGGAUUUAUUCAACGGUGAAUGUGACGUUGAGGAGAACGGGUCUUCUAGCGACGUUGAGUUCCCGAUAAAGCUCAAGUUACCCACCGGAAAGAUCAUAUACUUUACAGUCAAAGACUCGGACUCCAUUGGCAGCAUCAAACUCGGGAUCCAGACUCAGGAACGUAUUCCAUUUCACCAGCAGGAACUGAUCUUUAAGGGAAUGGUUGUCGAGGACAUCAAUACUCUUGCCGACAUGCGUAUCAAGAAGGAUUCCACCCUCACACUUGCGCGCAAAUCAGGUGCUUUCAUGAAUAUAUCCAUCAAGAACUUCGAAGGAAGGAUAAUUUGCUUUCUUGAAACCAAGCCCACCGACACCAUUGCCUUCGUGAAAGAAAAGAUCAAAAUGAAGCAAGGUAUAUCUGUUGAUGAGCAGGUGCUGAUCUUCAACAAAAUGGUUCUCGGCGACAGCGGCACCCUUUUCGACUUCCACAUCAACUGUAAAUCGACCCUCACACUGAUACCAAAGUCAAGGGGAUUCAUGAAGAUUUUCAUCAAGACCCUCACCGGAAAGAUCGUUACUCUCGAAGUCAAACCCUCAUACUCCAUCGGCAACAUAAAAGCCAAGAUACAGGAUGAGGUGCAUAUUCCGCCUGAUGCUCAAGAGUUGAUCUUCAACGAAAUGGUUCUCCGUGACAUCAACACCCUUGCUGACUAUAACAUCAAAGCGGAAUCCACACUCACACUAACGCGUUUAUCAAGUGGAUUCAUGCAGAUAUUGAUCAAGCCCCUCACUGGAAUUGCCUUUACUCUGGACGUCAAACCCUCUGACACCAUAUACAGCAUAAAAGCCAAGAUCCAUGAUGAGAUGCCUACUCAUAACAUAAACAUUCCAUGUGACGAGCGAGAGUUGAUCUUCAACGAAAUGGUUCUCUACAACAAUGAUACCCUUGCUGACUAUAACAUCAAAAGGGAAUCCACACUCACACUUGUGGCUAUAUCAAGGGGAGUCAUGGAAGUAUUCGUAAAUCUCUCCACAGGAAAGACUAUUGCUCUAGAAGUCAAACCCUCAGACACCAUCCACAAUGUGAAAGCCAAGAUCUUUGGUAAGGAAACUCAACUUCCACGCCAUCUGAGACUGAGCUAUAACGGAAAGUUUCUCGAGGAUGGCCCUACCCUUGCUGACUACCACAUCCGCAAGGAAUCAAACGUCCUUUUUUUUAAAAUGGCGGAAGAGGGCAAAGGAACGGCUGACGGUUCUUCGUCGAAGAAACGGAACGGCGAAGGAGACGAUAGGCCCGGUAACCGGAAGAAACCGAACAGUGAAGUUGAAUUCGUUGAAGUGGAGGAGAGCGGGUCUAGUGACGAAGAUGUUGAAGUGGAGGAGAGCGGGUCUAGUGACGAAGAUGCUGAAGUGGAGGAGAGCGAAGAUGACGUUUUUAACUAUGACAUGGAGGAAAACAGUAUAUUAGUGAAGACCACAACCGGUAAGAUGAUCUCUCUUGAAGUCAAGGGCUUAGACACCAUCGGCAACAUAAAAGUCAUGAUUCAAUAUAAGGAACACAUUCCCUUUGCACAGCAGGAACUGGUCUUUGACAAAAUGGUUCUUGAGGACGCCGAUACCCUUGCCAACUUGCGCAUCAAGAAAGGAUCCACGUUCACACUUAUGGGUAAAACAAAUGGAUCCUUUAAUAUAAAGAUCACAAACCUCAAGCGAAAGAUCGUCCGUUUACUUGAAGUCAAAUCCUCGGACACGAUUGGUAACGUGAAAGCCAAGAUGUGCUGUUUUGGGCACGUGCUGAUGUUCAAUGAUAUUGUCCUGGAAGAUAGCUGUACCCUUGCUGACGUCCACAUCAUUAGCGGAUCCACCCUCACACAUAUAAGAAAAUCACCGGGAUUCGUCAAAGUAUCUGUCAUUAUCCUCUCCGAAAAAACUCUCUCUUUGAUGGUCAAACGCACAUACACCAUCGCCCAAGUGAAAUUGGAGAUCGAGCGUGAAGAACAAAUUCCAUUUGACGAGCAGGCGUUGAUCUUCAACCAUAUGGUUAUUGAGGACAGUUGUACCCUUUUCGACUUACACAUCAACAUGAAUUCGACCCUCGUACUAAGGCGCAAAUCAAGGGUGUUCAUGAAGAUAUUCAUCAAAACCCACACCGGAGAGACCGUUCAUCUAGAAGUCAAACCAUCAGACACCAUUUGCAAUGUAAAAGCAAAGAUCCAGGAUCGGUUACAUGUUCCCUGUGAUGAACAGGCAUUGAUUUUUGAGGACAUGGUUCUUGACAACACCAAAACCCUUGCUGACUUUCACAUCAAGCAACAAUCCACACUCGCACUUAUGCGUACAUCAAGGGAUUUCAUGAAAAUAUUCAUCAAAUCCCUAACCAGAGAGCCAGAGGACGUUACUCUAGAAGUCAAACCCUCAUACACCAUUGGCAACAUAAAAGCUGAGAUCCAGGAUAAGAUAAAUAUUCCAUGUGACGAGCAGGCAUUGAUUUUCGGCGAUGUGGUUCUUGAGAACAUUGGUACCCUUGCCGACUUUCACAUCAACAACGAAUCCACACUCGAACUUAUGCGUGUAUCAAGCGGAUCUAUGCGUAUAUUCAUCAAGAUGAUCAUCACUGGAAAGAGAAUUACUCUGGAUGUCAAACCCUCGGACACCAUCCAGAAUCUGAAAUCCAAGAUCCAUGAUAAGGAAGGAACUCCCCCAUGCAUGCAGAGACUUAUCUUUGCAGGAAAUCAACUGGAGGAUAGUCCUACCCUUGCCGAUUACCACAUCUCAAAGCUAUCAACCGUUCUUCUUAGUAUAACUUAUGAGAAUACGUGUGGUUUGAUGUAGUUCGCUUUUUAAACAUGUUGUCUACAUGUGUUUGAAUUCGUUGGAUUAUUACUCGUUUGUUUUCCUAAUUUAUCUAAAACUAUUAAAUCUA
This is a messenger RNA of Helianthus annuus (common sunflower), 3095 nucleotides long. Its product is annotated as polyubiquitin-A. Lineage: Eukaryota; Viridiplantae; Streptophyta; Magnoliopsida; Asterales; Asteraceae. Gene Ontology annotation, biological process: protein ubiquitination; modification-dependent protein catabolic process. The transcript has 4 exons. Gene Ontology annotation, molecular function: protein tag activity; ubiquitin protein ligase binding. Gene Ontology annotation, cellular component: cytoplasm; nucleus. The coding region runs from base 113 to 3004 and encodes 963 amino acids. The record is from RefSeq and is a predicted model, not a curated record.